Molecule: messenger RNA, 2067 nt
Organism: Impatiens glandulifera
Lineage: Eukaryota; Viridiplantae; Streptophyta; Magnoliopsida; Ericales; Balsaminaceae
Product: endoglucanase 24-like
Exons: 6
Coding region: 279-1871 (530 amino acids)
Biological process (GO): carbohydrate metabolic process
Molecular function (GO): hydrolase activity, hydrolyzing O-glycosyl compounds
Source: RefSeq, a predicted model, not a curated record
CUAAAGAAUAACAGAAAAAAAAUAUACAUCAAAAUUUCAACAAUCUUUCUCACUCAUACUUCACCCUUCAGCAAGACUCAUAAAUUCCCGAUUUUGCUUGCCCCAGAUCCACUUCUUCAUUAUAUUCUCUCUAAAUCUCAUCUUUUUGUAAAAACCCACAAACGAUUUCAACUUAGUUUACAUUCUCAUUUCCGAAUUUCCCCACAAAUUCUUGUUCAUCUUGCUUUACAUUGCUCUAACCGACACUCAUUUAGUCCUGAUAGAUCUAGAACUCCAAAAUGGGAGAAGGGUCAGAAGGAUCUAAAUCGAAAGGAGGUUGGUGCGGGUGGUUUGUUGUAUUGGUGGUAGUGGCUGCUAUCGCUGCGGCAGUUGCUCUUACUGUGGUGAAGAAAUCUAAACACUCUGGUUCUGGUGGUUCAAGUGGGCUUGGCCCUGUUCCUGGUCCACCUGGAGCUGUCAAUAAGAAAUAUGGAGAUGCUUUAAAAGUUGCAAUGCAGUUCUUUGAUGUUCAGAAAUCUGGUGCGUUAGUGGAUAAUAAGAUAAGUUGGAGGGGUGAUUCUGGUUUGAAUGAUGGGAAAGAUGCAUCUUUAGAUCUGUCAAAAGGGUUGUAUGAUGCUGGUGAUCAUAUGAAGUUUGGAUUUCCAAUGGCGUUUACUGCUACUGUUUUAUCUUGGGCUAUACUUGAGUAUGGUGAUCAAAUGGAGACUGUAGAUCAGCUUAAACCUGCACAAGAUUCACUCAAAUGGAUCACUGAUUAUCUUAUUAAUGCUCAUCCUAAGGAGGAUGUGCUCUAUGUGCAGGUGGGUAAUCCCGACAUAGAUCAUAGUUGUUGGGAAAGGCCGGAGACAAUGGCAGAGAAUAGACCUCUUUCACAGGUCAACACUUCUUUACCCGGUUCAGAUGUUGCUGCUGAAACUGCAGCAGCUAUGGCGUCUGCAUCUAUGGUUUUUAAGUCAAUAAAUUCCACAUAUUCAAGCUUGCUUCUUAAGCAUGCUCAACAACUCUUUACUUUUGCUGACAAAAAUAGAGGUCUUUAUAGUGAUAGCAUCCCUCAAGUCCAGACUUAUUACAAUUCAACUGGAUAUGAGGAUGAGCUCCUCUGGGCUGCUAGUUGGCUCUUUCAAGCUACAGCUGAUCAAACGUAUUUGGAUUAUGUUGACGGCCAAAAUGGGCAAUCUUUUGGAGACUGGGGAAAUCCGACAUGGUUUAGCUGGGAUGAUAAGCGUGCUGGAACUCAGGUGUUGCUAUCAAGAGCACUUAUUUUUGGUCCGAAAGGGAAAUCAGUAAACCUUCAUAACUAUAGAAGCACCGCCGAGGCUGUGAUGUGUGGCCUCCUUCCGAAAUCUCCAACUGCCACGAAAAGCAGAUCAAAUAAUGGUCUGGUAUGGGUGAGCGGAUGGAAUGCCUUACAACAACCAGUAGCAGCUUCUUUCCUAGCCGUGAUCUACAGUGACUACAUGCUUACAGCUCGUAUCGCUACAAUAUCUUGUAACGGGCAAACAUUUUCGCCAACCGAUAUUAGGAAUUUUGCGGCGUCUCAAGCUGAUUACGUGUUGGGCAACAAUCCGAUGAAGAUGAGCUAUCUUGUGGGAUAUGGGGACAAGUAUCCGCAAUAUGUACACCACAGAGGAGCCUCGAUCCCAGCCGAUGCAACAACAGGCUGCAAGGGUUGGCAGUGGCUUAGUUCAACGGCUCCUAACCCAAAUGUCGCGGUUGGAGGGCUUGUGGGAGGACCGUUUCUAAAUGAUACUUACAUUGAUUCUCGGAACAACUCGAUGCAAGGAGAACCGAGCACAUACAACAGUGCCAUAAUGGUUGGACUCCUUGCUGGUUUAGUCACUACUUCUUCAGUGGCCCAAUCUUUUACCUGAUCUGAUGAAUAUCAAAGCUGUGAUCUCUCAAUACUAGUAUAAUAUUUGAUUGAUUUUGUAGGAGAAUCUUUAAUAUUUUGAGACAAGUUCUUUGUUUGAGUGAAUUUUCUAUUUGAAGACAAGUCCUGCAUAGGAGAUUGUUAAGUGUGAGUGUUAUUUAUUAUACGGUGAUUAUCAAUAAAUAUUGAUUGAUGUA